AUCCCGAUCUCAGUAAUAGCCUCCAGUCUCCCUCAGUUUGCCGUAAAACCCUAGCACAGCAGCGAUGGUGUCGUUGAAACUCCAGAAGCGACUCGCCGCUAGCGUCCUCAAAUGCGGACGUGGCAAGGUUUGGCUCGACCCCAAUGAAAUCAACGAAAUCUCAUUGGCCAAUUCAAGGCAAAAUAUCAGGAAGCUUGUGAAGGAUGGGUUUGUCAUCCGGAAACCAACCAAGAUCCACUCCCGUUCUCGUGCUCGGAGAAUGGCAGAGGCCAAGAGGAAGGGACGUCACUCUGGAUAUGGUAAGCGUAAGGGUACCAGGGAGGCAAGGCUGCCCACUAAGAUACUCUGGAUGAGGAGGAUGAGGGUGCUGAGGCGCUUGCUCCGUAAGUACCGAGAGGCCAAGAAAAUCGACAAGCACAUGUACCAUGACAUGUACAUGAAGGUGAAGGGUAAUGUUUUUAAGAACAAGCGUGUGCUGAUGGAGAGUAUUCACAAGUCUAAGGCGGAGAAGGCCAGAGAGAAAACUCUUGCCGACCAGUUUGAAUCCAAGCGUGCUAAAAACAAAGCUAGCAGAGAGAGGAAGAUGGCUCGCAGGGAGGAACGUUUGGCACAAGGACCUGGAGAGAGGGCACCCGCUGCACCUGCUGCAGCACCUAAAGCUGUACGCCGCGUCAUCUAGACCUGCACCUGCCAACCAUCUGCGGGAUGAGUGAUGGACCUUGGCAGUGAGAGGACUGAAGACAAAUAACUCUAUGUUAAUGUGCUUAAUCUCAAGUCUACAUAGAAGUUAUAUUUUUUGAGCUACUACUCUAGUUCUGAUGUUGCAAAGUUUUUAGUCCAAACUUUGGAACUAGAUGGGUUGCAGAGUUUCUUUCAUGUUGAAUGAUAUGUGUUUGUGACUUUGGCAAACAUCAAACUAUUCAUAUUUAAAUGUACGAUUUUAGGAAGUGAAAA
Messenger RNA from Argentina anserina (silverweed cinquefoil), 954 nucleotides. RefSeq names its product 60S ribosomal protein L19-2. Gene Ontology annotation, biological process: translation. The record is from RefSeq and is a predicted model, not a curated record. The transcript has 5 exons. Gene Ontology annotation, cellular component: cytosolic large ribosomal subunit; ribosome. Gene Ontology annotation, molecular function: structural constituent of ribosome; RNA binding. The coding region runs from base 65 to 679 and encodes 204 amino acids. NCBI's taxonomy places the organism in Eukaryota, Viridiplantae, Streptophyta, Magnoliopsida, Rosales, Rosaceae.